Eruca vesicaria subsp. sativa (arugula) is the source of this 1251-nucleotide messenger RNA. The record is from the annotation of a GenBank genome assembly. Lineage: Eukaryota; Viridiplantae; Streptophyta; Magnoliopsida; Brassicales; Brassicaceae.
AUGAAGACGCCGUGGCUUCUCGAUCUAACGGCGGCGAUGGUUCUUCUCGUCUUUGUAGCCUCAUCUAUGCCGCUUGUCUCAAGCGAUCCAGGGCAGAGAGUCAGCAUGACACUGGUUCGAGGGGCUGCUGCUCUUGGUGCGUUUUGCUUGGACGGUAGCUUACCGGCAUAUCAUUUAGACAGAGGCUUCGGCGCUGGAUCAAACAAUUGGCUUUUGCAGUUUGAGGGAGGAGGAUGGUGCAAUGAUAUAGCAUCAUGCGUGGAUAGAUCAAAGACCCGUCGAGGGUCGACACGUUUUAUGAGCAAAACCGCCGUCUUCACUGGAAUCUUGAGCAAUAACGCCUCUUUAAAUCCAGAUUUUUACAACUGGAAUAAAGUCAGGCUGAGGUAUUGCGAUGGAGCUUCGUUUGCGGGAGAUGCACAAUUUCGCAACGGGACGUCAAUGCUUUAUUUCAGAGGUCAACGAAUAUGGAAGGCCAUCAUUCUUGACCUUCUACCCAAAGGUUUAGCAAAAGCUCGCAAGGCUCUUCUGACCGGUUGUUCAGCUGGUGGGUUAUCAACGUUUUUGCAUUGUGACAACUUCAAGAACUAUCUUCCAAAAACCGCAAACGUUAAGUGCAUGAGCGACGCUGGAUUCUUUCUUGACGCAAUCGAUGUAGCAUCAAACCGGACAAUGAGAUCUUUCUACACUAAGCUUGUGUCUCUCCAGGGUAUACAAAAGAACCUUGAUCCAAACUGCACACGAGCGUUCUAUCCUGAACCAUCUCUGUGUUUUUUCCCACAAUAUGCAUUGAGAUUCAUUAAAACACCAAUGUUCAUCUUAAAUUCAGCAUACGAUGUAUUCCAGUUCCAUCAUGGGCUUGUACCACCUUCAGCGGACCGGACCAAGCGUUGGAACCAUUGCAAGCUUAAUGUGACAGCAUGUAAUCCGCACCAGCUCGAUGCACUCCAAGGGUUUAGGACGGACAUGUUGGGAGCAUUAAUCAAUUUUUUUAGAAAUUCUACGAGAGGUGGAAUGUUUAUAAACUCAUGCUUCGAUCAUUGUCAGAGUGCUUUACAAGAAACUUGGCUAUCUCCCACUUCACCGAGGAUCCACAAUAAGACAAUUGCUAGGACGGUCGGAGAUUGGUAUUUUGGGAGACGAAAGGAAGUGAAAGAAAUAGGUUGCCCAUAUCCAUGUGAUAAAACAUGUCAUAAUCUCAUUCCAGCUUCUACUACAGCAGAUUCUUUGGCAAUGUUUCUAUUGGGCUAA